UUCAGAACAAGUAGGUCUGCAGGUAUGACUGGUUUUGCUUCCAUGUCGACUGUAAAAUGAACGGUUACUUCAGCCUCUGGAAAUUGACUCAGACAUCAAAAAGCUAUCCGUCCCAGCGUUACAACUGGCUGAGAGCAUCGCCCAUCCCAGCAGCAUAAUUCAGUCUAGCCAAAAUAUUUAUAAAGAGGCGGACCGGGAUCACUUACAAGACAUUCAUUGACUUCAAGGCUGCUGCGGAGAUAAGCUACUUAUUUUGUCAUCGGAACUUUUUCUUUUUUUCUAGACGGGACGCGUUUUACUGCCAAGUACUUUUUAAAAAUCGUUUUUAACUUUUUGUAUCACAAUGUGCCUUUUAAUUACAAUUAACGUUCUGGUAAUCGUUUCUUUGUGGGAAAUCUUUGGAAGAUAUCCUGCAUAUGCUGGGACAUGCUGGCUCCAGCAGAGUCAGGAGCCUCGCUGCGACAUGGUGCUGAUGAGAGGGGUCAGCUACGAGGAGUGCUGCUCUAGUGGACGCCUGGACACCGCCUGGUCCAACACCAGCCUGCCCAUCAACGAGGUCAGCCUGCUGGGCUUCUUAGGAAUCGUGUCCUGCAAAGCCUGCAAAGUGAACUGCGAGGGCGUGGACUGUGGCCCGGGGAAGGAGUGCAGGAUGAAGGCUGGUAGGCCACAGUGCAUGUGCUCACCUGACUGUUCCAGCUUCACCCGCAAACAGCCCGUCUGCGGAAGCGACGGCAACUCCUACCGUGACGAGUGCGCCCUUCUCCUGGCCCGGUGCAAGGGCCAGCCAGACCUGGAGGUCAUGUACCAGGGAGAGUGUAAAAAAUCCUGCUCCAACGUGGUGUGUCCCGGCACCCACACCUGCGUGACGGACCAGACCAACAGCGCCCACUGCGUAAUGUGCCGCACUGCCCCCUGUCCCCUGCCCAUGGCGGCCGAGCAGUCCAUCUGCGGCAAUGACAACAUCACCUACCCCAGCGCGUGCCACCUGCGCCGAGCCACCUGCUUCCUGGGUCGCUCGAUAGGCGUGCGUCACUAUGGCCGCUGCAUAAAUGUUCCCAAGCACACUUUGGAGAACGCGGAAAACGCCCUGUAGAAAAGCUUUCCAUUCGAGAAGAUGGAUCUGACAAGGCAAAAAAAUAUAAUUUGCCUUUCAUUUUAAUCUCUGAAUUAAACUAAACCUUUCUGAGACGUCAUACUCUCUUGUAGUGCCUUCUAUUUAGAGCGUGAUACAUAUGAUGUAGAGGAAGUGGCUGCGGAGAGCAUUUAUUUUUGAGUAACACAUUUACACAUUGUUCUUCAGGCUAAAGUAAUAUAAUUCCUUUUAGAUGCAUGCAUUGUGUUUUGUAACAGGGGUUCGUUCUUCACUGGGUCUGCCAAAAACUUUUGGAAGGCAGGUUUUUUUUAAAGAGAAAAGUUAGCAAUAGCUUUUACCGGGAGGGAAUUGUGCAUAUUGUAAAUAAGCAUUACUGAUAUUUAUUGGAGGAAAAGUAUGAAAUUUGUUUUAUUUAUAUUUUUUCAUGUAAACAAACCACACAGAGCUAUCAUCAGCCUUCUGAGAUAUAUUUAUUGAUUUUUUUUUUUUUUGGUCUUAGUUUACGUUUCCGGUACUAGUCCCGCUCUGAAUUAUGACCUUUACUUUGUUUUUAUUUUACCCCUGUUGCGUGUAAGACUUUGCUUCAUAAAAAGGUUCCUCUGUAAUAUACUUCAGCUGAAUUUUUGUCCAGUCUAAAAUGGUUUAUAUAUUUAGAGGCUUUUCAUCAGAAAAACAAAAUUACAAUUUAAUAAAUAAAUAAAGAAUCAAGAGGAGCAAAAUUCAUUCAGAACAGAAGCGAUGUCUUUUUUUGGAGGCCGUGCGGAGCAGACGAAGUAUGAGCUUUCUAACACGGCGAUCUCUGUUUAGUCUGAAAGUAAAUAAAACCCCUUCAUCCUUUUAUGUUUAAGCAGGAAAAUAAAUCAAAGUUUUACACAAGCACAAACCGCAAAAGCCAAGACUGUUAAUGAGAGCAGCUGUUUUUGCUGAAAUCAAGAUUCCAGUCAAAUGACUGCGUGAUGCAAACCCCUCGAUGCUGGCGGUCGAUUUCGUGAGGCUCAGACGCUGCAUUUUAUGUGGCCACUUAUUCAAUUUGCUUUUAAUUGAUCCCAAUAGUCUGUUGACCUGUUUUGUUAGUACAGUACACAUUGUUGUGUGGGAUUUAAAAUUUUAAGUGUAAAAAUGAAAAUUUCUCUCCUGUUCCUAGACGUUACCCAAAGUCAAUGCUACUUAUUGUAUCUGUAAAUGUAUUUGAUGAAUGCAAGCAAUGCUUUAUGAAUAUUAUCUAUUGAUUUAUUGACUUUUCUGAUAAUCAGUUGUAUUGUUGAGUGACAGUAUUACUGUCAUGGUAUUUACAUCCUUCAUAUGUAUUUUUAUCUAAAUCCACAUCUUACAGUAUAUGUGCUUGUAAAGCCAAGCUGCAAGACUUAUGUAUCUAUUGUAAGAUUUACAAUUUAUGAAUGUAUUUACUUAUUUUUAUAUUUUUGUACUUAUAUGUUAUCUCAACAUAAAAAUUGAUCUCGGUCA
Brienomyrus brachyistius is the source of this 2557-nucleotide messenger RNA. RefSeq names its product follistatin-related protein 3-like. The transcript has 5 exons. The record is from RefSeq and is a predicted model, not a curated record. Gene Ontology annotation, molecular function: activin binding; protein binding. Bases 344 to 1093 code for a protein of 249 amino acids. NCBI's taxonomy places the organism in Eukaryota, Metazoa, Chordata, Actinopteri, Osteoglossiformes, Mormyridae. Gene Ontology annotation, biological process: cell differentiation; regulation of BMP signaling pathway; multicellular organism development.